AUGAAGGAGAAUACUUCAUACAGGAGACAGAUUAAUGCACUCAAAGUAGAAAAUAGAAGAUUGCAGGAGGAUUUAAGAGAAGCAGAAGACGGACUAGAAAAUAUAGAUAACAUGUUAAAAUUUAGUAUGUUUACCGUGGGUGGGAUGCUGAAUCCUUUCGUAUGGCAAGAAAAAAUCAUACGAUUUAUAUGUACUAAGGUCCUAAACAAGAGAAUGGAACAAAGACGCAAGGCACAAGAGGCUGCAGAAGCACAGGCUGGAGCAAAUAACCUAUACAAUCCCGCUGGAGAUUAUAUGGGUCAACCAGGGCCGUAUGACCCAUAUCAACCAUAUAACGAUUACGGAUAUGGAUGGAACGAUCAAUUUGGAUAUCCGAAUCAAUUUCCUGCACCAGGACCACAAGGAUGGUGGCCGGAACCCGAGUUCAUGCCAGGUCAGGGUCCUCCAUAUAGAGGGCCACCUCGGAAUCAACCUCCAAGACCGCAAAACCCAGGGCAGCCUCCAACUGGACCACAACCUCCUCGAAGGCCACCACAGCCUCCACCUGGGGCGUGGACUGGAAGAAACCAAGCACCGCCUCCGCCUGCGGCGCGCCCAGCGCAAUAUCCAGCACCGCCUCCACCUAGGCCGCGCCAAGCGCAAAACGCAGCACCGCCUCCGCCUGGGGCGCGGCCAACGCGAAAUCCAGGGCAGCCUCCACCUGGGGUGCAGACCAUGCAGAGGCAAGGAAGGCCUCCACCUGGGGUGCGGACCAUGCAGAGCCAAGGAAGGCCUCCACCUGGGGUGCGGACCAUGCAGAGCCAAGGAAGGCCUCCACCUGGGGUGCAAAAUUACUACUGGAGAAGACAGUGCACAGCCCUUGGGCAACAGUUGAAUGGCCAAAGGUGUUUCCCUGGGGAAGCAACUGUUGGUGGGACAGUUGCUUCUUUUGGGAAAUACUACUGGCUGAACUGCUGA
Messenger RNA from Macrobrachium nipponense, 957 nucleotides. RefSeq names its product proline-rich protein HaeIII subfamily 1-like. The transcript has a single exon. NCBI's taxonomy places the organism in Eukaryota, Metazoa, Arthropoda, Malacostraca, Decapoda, Palaemonidae. The record is from RefSeq and is a predicted model, not a curated record. Bases 1 to 957 code for a protein of 318 amino acids.